Molecule: messenger RNA, 1597 nt
Organism: Pneumocystis murina B123
Lineage: Eukaryota; Fungi; Ascomycota; Pneumocystomycetes; Pneumocystales; Pneumocystaceae
Product: RNA methyltransferase, TrmH family, group 3
Exons: 8
Coding region: 1-1047 (348 amino acids)
Biological process (GO): rRNA methylation
Cellular component (GO): mitochondrion
Molecular function (GO): RNA methyltransferase activity; RNA binding
Source: RefSeq, a predicted model, not a curated record
AUGAAUAUUAGAUAUGGUUUUAGGACUAUAAGAAAUAGUUUCAAGACCAAGAAAAAGACAUAUUUUGACAUUAAAAAGAUUUAUCUAAAUAAAAAUUUAAUAUAUGAAUAUUCUUCAAAUAAAAAAUAUAGUAUAAAUCAAUUAAUUACAGGAUCUAUUAGAGAAAAACAUAGAAAAGAUGAGAAAAAGGUUCCAAAAGAAUAUAUUUAUGGUAGAUCACCAGUUUUCUCUGCUUUAAUCGCAAAAAAUAGAGAAAAAUUUUAUAAAUUAUAUAUAUAUGGAGAUGAUAAGAAAAACGACGAUAUUUUGAAAAUAUCAACAUCAAUGUCUAUUCCUAUUGAAUUUGUGAAAAGUAAGAGUAUUCUGGAUAAUUACUCUUUAAAUAGACCACAUAAUGGAUUUGUUUUAGAAACUUCCCCAAUUAGAUGUAUUUCACUUACCACACGCAAAGAACUUCUUGAUUUUCAGAUUAAUUAUUCUAACGACAUAGAAUCUAAAAUAUCUAAUAAUUUAUAUUCCAAAAAUGAUUUGAAUUUAUGGCUUUUUUUGGACGAGAUAACAGAUCCAAUGAAUAUGGGUGCUAUUUUGAGAAAUGCAUAUUAUUUUGGACUUAAUGGCGUAGUUCUCUCUGAAAAAAACAGUGCUUCUUUAUCACCAAUUGUAAAUAAAGCAUCAUCAGGUGCAUGUGAAUUUUUAAAAAUAUUUAAAACUGCUAACCCCUUAUCUUUUUUACAAUUACUAAAAUCAAAUAAUUGGAAAGUAAUUGGAACUACAUCAUUAUCCGAUAAAGUAAAGAAUGACUUAGUAAUUCCAUACAAUGAACUAGAUACGUAUCUUUCAAAUUCUCCCGUUUUAUUAAUAAUGGGAAACGAGCAUAGGGGUAUGAGAACAUUAGUUAAAAAUAAAUGCGAUUUUUUAGUUACUAUUCCACCCUCACAGUUUACUUUUUCACUAAUAGACUCUUUAAAUGUAUCAGUAGCAUCUGGAAUAUUAAUUUCAGAACUUUCAAAAAUAUUGAGAAUAAAAAAGUAUGAUAAAAUUCUAUAAAACGUUUUAAUAUUUUUUUAAAUAUAAUUAACAGUUAUAAAAAAAACCGGCUAAUCAUCUCUUUUUUUUUAUAAUAAAAUUAUAUAUGAGGAUCUGUUCUAUAAUAUGUUGUAUAAAAACAAUCUAUCUUUUCCAAGUAUUUGUUGAGGAUUUACAUUCAUUGUUAUUAGAUCAGUAUAUCUGCUUUCGUUAUCUAAGGGGUCAUUAAAUAGUUUAUUUAAUUCAAGAGUUCUUAAACUAGAUGAAUUUUUUGAUAAGCCUUUAAUAAUUUCUCCUACACUUCUAUCACCAUAUUGAGGAUUUAUUUGAAAAAUAUCUUUUAAUGUACCACGAUCAACCUCUAUAUCUUUCUGCAUUUUUUUUCCAAUGUUAGGAGAACCUUUUAAAACAAAAUCAUUUACUUUUGAACUUCCAUGUGGUUUUCCCAUAUAUACAGGCAUUUCAUUUCCAAAAAAACAAUCAUAUGAAUCUAAGUCACUUUGUUCAUUGGAAAGUCCCAUUACUUCACACUUUCUCUUGCAUGAUUUCUCAUUUAAACAUGACAAAGGAA